Molecule: messenger RNA, 1479 nt
Organism: Serendipita indica DSM 11827
Lineage: Eukaryota; Fungi; Basidiomycota; Agaricomycetes; Sebacinales; Serendipitaceae
Source: the annotation of a GenBank genome assembly
AUGUACUUUUACAGACUGCCAGCCUUCAACCAGUCGGUGCCGCCUGCUGGCUCUGCUCCCCCUCCGACCCCACCUGCAACGACGCUCACGGCUAGAGCGCGUCAAAUUGCAGUGGCUCGCUGCAGAGUCUCUAGUCGCGCAAAAAUGGAGUCCACCAAUGCUCAACACGACGAGGAUAACGCGUCGAAGACGCGUCGGAUCCUUCGUUGGUUCUCUUCGUGGCGCAUGCGAUGGUUCCGCCGACGUCCAAAGGUCACUCCUCCGGUGUCUCCACCCCCAAUGAUUCCUCCAAUUAACAUUGGGGACCAGCUCUUUCUCGAGUCGCUCAUCCGACACACCGAGGACAACAUUCUUGCCCAGACCCAGACACGUUCCUCCACCCAGCCACUCCUCAUCGUUCAUCCACGAUCAGCACCCUCUUAUUAUUCUGAUGAGCCAGCACCCUAUGAGCUCCCUGCCCCGCCCUAUCAAGAGAGGGACGACUUCCUUGUAAAUGAAGAGGAACCCUCUUCGCCACCCCGGCCAACCAACUAUCUCCUCCUUCGCAGCCCCCAUCCUCCUUCUUCUUUUCUUCAUCUCAAUCCCACUUCUAUGCUGCAUUCCCGUCAGCCCUCUCAAGCGCGCUCCUCCACCAUGACCAGCGUGUACGAACAUGAUGGACAGCACUUUGAGUCGUUUGAUACGGGAAUCCUUCGCAACUGUGAGCCACCGCUCUUCUACAAUCCAGACUACCUGAGUCCGACGGCUCCCACCCCACCUUCCCUUUCCAUCCCUGUGCGUGCGCAACGCCAACAAGCGCAGAGUCGACGUUCCUCGCAGAGGUACAGUGCGCAGAGUACCGUCUCCUCGAUUCAACCGCCUCCGCCGGUCGCAAAGUCGCGCAACGGCUCACUGACCGUGUCCCUGCGUACGGAAGAGGGAAAAGAGGAAUGGGAGUUUCCGACGCCGCCUCGAAACUCUGGAUGCUGGUUCUCGCCACGCUCAACAAACGAGAUACCGCAUAUUGAAGAUGUCAUGGAUGGCGAGGACGAUGUCGAAACUAUUGAUCUCGAUAUUGAUUUUUUGCGUGAGAUCAACGCAGAAGUCGAGAUUGCAUCGCAUACUUCGUCUUCACUCGGUGAGAGUAUUGCGUCCGGCUCCGCCUCUGCGUUGCACACUCCCACUGUCACGCCACACGCACACACGUUUGGACUAGGCGCAAAGUCGAUACUCUCCCUCAAUGGUCGUAAUCUUGCUGGCAAUACGACCAACGACCCAUCCCCUUCAAAGCGCUAUGGAAACUUGUCGAAUCGGUGCAGCUUCGACGAGUUUGACGAGCUGGAGAGCGUGCGCUCUGUAUUCGCCGACCUCUCCGCCGACAUGGACUAUGACGGCGCAGGCGACACGCUCUCCGACACCGACUCGUUUGCAGACCCAGCCAUCAUGCGGUCCUCUGGACGAGGUCUUGGCUUUGCACCCAAACCCUCGUUCCUCCUUUAA